AUGACUUUAGCAUCCAAAAAGGCAGCCUCGACGGAGCAGCGUUUCGGGAACUUGGCACCGUGGGCUGAACCUGCUUGGUACAAUUCGCUUCAUUCACCAUACUACAACGAUAGCCACAGACGACUGCGAGAGUAUAUCCGGAGCUAUAUCGAUACCAAUGUCCUUCCAUACUCCCUCGAGUGGGAGGAGAAGGGUGAAGCUCCAAGGGAGCAAGCUCUGAAAUGGGCUCGCACUGGGAUCCCUUUCUCAGAUGUGCCCUCCAAAUGCCGCCCAGAGGAUGUCCCCGAUCCUGCUGGCAUUCCAGUUGACCAACUCGACAUCUUCCAUCUCAUGGUUAUGACGGACGAAACCUCACGCGUCGAAGGCGGCGUGAUGAGCUCCUUAGCGGGUGCCUCAGUUAUCGGCAUCCCACCGGUCUACCACCAUGGUACGGAAGAGCAGAAGCAGAAGUGGCUUCCGGGGCUCUUUACGUGGGAAACCAGCUUCUGCCUAGGUAUCACGGAGCCAAGCGGCGGUUCCGAUGUCAGCGGGAUCGAGACUACUGCUGUGAAGAGCUCCGAUGGAAAGUAUUAUACCGUCAAUGGGUAUAAGAAAUGGAUUACCGGCGCUCCAUGGGCGACACACAUGACCACCGCUGUCCGCACCGGCCCGCCAGAUUCUGGAAUGAAGGGCAUUAGCGUGCUUGUAAUCCCCAUGGACAGCCCCGGCCUGAGCCGGCGCAAGAUCUACAACAGUGGACAGAACGCCGGCGGCGCCUCGUUCAUCGGGCUCGACAACGUCAAGGUCCCUGCUGAGAAUCUCCUGGGCAAUGAAAACGAGGGGUUCAAGUACAUCAUGACGAACUUCAAUCGCGAGCGGUUCGUCAUGUGCAUAGGCUGUAACCGGAAAGCGAGGACUUGUCUCUCUACGGCAUUCAAAUAUGCGCACACGCGGGAAACGUUUGGCAAACCUCUCAUCUCGCACCAGAUCAUCAGGCACAAGCUGGCCACGCUGGCCCGGUAUGUUGAGUCGCACUGGGCGUGGUUGGAGCAAAUCGCCUAUCACAUUCAGUGCGAGCCGCUAGGAUGGCAGUCUCCUACCAUUGCAGGAAAGAUUGCGUUGGCGAAAGUGCAAGGAGGUAGGAUCCUGGAGAUGGCGGCAAGAGAGGCACAGCAGGUUCUGGGUGGAGCAGGUUACCAGAAGGGUGGAGUGGGCGCGACUGUCGAGCAAAUUAGUAGGGAUCUGAGGAUGAUGGUAGUUGGUGGAGGCAGUGAGGAGAUCAUUGAGGAUUUGGCUGUCAGACAAGAGACUAGUUUGGCAAGGGCGAAAGGAUGGAAGCUGUGA
Molecule: messenger RNA, 1323 nt
Organism: Coniosporium apollinis CBS 100218
Lineage: Eukaryota; Fungi; Ascomycota; Dothideomycetes
Exons: 2
Coding region: 1-1323 (440 amino acids)
Molecular function (GO): flavin adenine dinucleotide binding; acyl-CoA dehydrogenase activity
Source: RefSeq, a predicted model, not a curated record